GCAUAGCUGGGCUGAUAUGUUGGACGAUUUUUGUUCUGGGCCCGGGCCUGGGCGGCCCCGCCCCUCUCGUUGUGGCGCGUACUGACGCCUUUCCACGUCGCAGUCGAGUCCAACAGACUAGCGAGCUACGUAUGUCUGCGUGUGUCCAGCUAGGCUAGUAGGGAGUGAUGGCGGCGCCCGUCCUGAGAGUGUCCACCCCGCGGUGGGAGAGAAUAGCCCGGCUUGUGGUUUGCUUGCUGGGCGUACUAUUGUCUCUUUAUGCUUUUCACGUCGAGAGGGAAAAGGCCCGGGAUCCGAGUUAUCGGGCUGUAUGCGACGUCAGCAGCUCCAUCAGCUGUUCUAAAGUGUUCAGCUCAAGGUGGGGUCGAGGAUUUGGACUCCUGGGCUCCAUUUUUGGAAAUGACAGCAUGCUGAACCAACCAAACAGUGUCUAUGGAAUUGGCUUUUAUGCUUUCCAACUCCUACUGGGAAUGACUGUGAGCGCGAUGGCCGCCCUCAUCCUCAUGAUGACGUCCAUCUUGUCGGUGGUGGGCUCGCUCUACCUGGGCUACAUCCUCUACUUUGUCCUCAAGGACCUGUGCGUCAUCUGCAUCACCACGUACGCGCUGAACUUCAUUCUCUUCAUCCUCAACUACAAACGGCUGGUGUACUUGAACGAGGCGUGGAAGCAGCAGCUGCAGGCCAAGCAGGACUAAACGCCACAUGUGACGCAAGCAAACCGAAGCGUGGCUGACGGAACAUGUGACUUUGGCCGCCAGGAGACGACGUGUGUUCUGCUGAGUGUUCCGAACGAAGAAGAACAAGAAAGCUCACUGCUGAUUGGAAACGCGGAAGGAUUUGUUUUAUUGUCAAUUCUUCAUCAAUUGUUGGACAUUGGAGUGACUGAAGGAAGGGGGGGGGGGCAUCAACCUGAGCAGCAGAUGGUGGAUUCCAAACACUUGGAGGGAACAAAACAACAAAUAACACACUAUUGGUUUUUUCCUUCAUGUUUACAUUUUGUAGGAUGUUUUUGUUUUCUUCUUUCUUAGAAGACCACUGAAAGAUGUUGUGUGGGGGGGGGGUCAGGUAGUUGUGUAAAUACAGGAGCUGCUGAGCAAUACUUCAGCCGGCAUCGGUUGACUUAAAAAGAAAACAACAAAAAACCGUGGAACUAAAAAGGCGAUGAAGGUCACAAUGGGCGGACGUCCCGUUUACGGGUGGGGGAGGUUUAUUGUUUCAUCUGAAGCCACAGACACAAAACUAAAAACACCCCCACAUCAUAAAGACUUACGUGCCUAAAGCAUUGAUCGUUGGAUUCCACUUUUUACAUCACUUUUUCUAUUGUAACAUACCAGUUGAGUGUUUUAGCCCCCCCACCACCCACCCGGCUGCUGCACCAUGAGUGUGUUCUGCACUGGAGCGUAACGGUGAUGCUGCCCAGCAGAGUUACACUUCAUUCACGGGUCAAAAGGUGGGGAACUGUCGGGACGUCCGGUCCCUUUGGGGUUUGCUCAUAUUUUAGGGACAAACAGCUGAAAUGGAGGAGCCCAGUGAAGGGAAUCCACGGACGGAGUAAACCCCCCACUAAUGUUGCCAUGUUACAGGAUGACAUGGUGGGGGGGGGGAAGACAACAAAAGUGCAACAUCUGACUUGAAUGAGAAUAAAGUUGCAGCUUCGCUUCA
Molecule: messenger RNA, 1662 nt
Organism: Dunckerocampus dactyliophorus (ringed pipefish)
Lineage: Eukaryota; Metazoa; Chordata; Actinopteri; Syngnathiformes; Syngnathidae
Gene: vkorc1l1
Product: vitamin K epoxide reductase complex, subunit 1-like 1
Exons: 3
Coding region: 168-695 (175 amino acids)
Biological process (GO): peptidyl-glutamic acid carboxylation; vitamin K metabolic process
Molecular function (GO): vitamin-K-epoxide reductase (warfarin-sensitive) activity
Source: RefSeq, a predicted model, not a curated record